Messenger RNA from Cotesia glomerata, 2434 nucleotides. RefSeq names its product protein D1-like. The record is from RefSeq and is a predicted model, not a curated record. The transcript has 4 exons. The coding region runs from base 24 to 722 and encodes 232 amino acids. Lineage: Eukaryota; Metazoa; Arthropoda; Insecta; Hymenoptera; Braconidae.
AUAAUAAUAAGAGUAAUAACAACAUGAAUGCAGCUUGUGAAAGACUAGAAUAUAAUAAUAUUGUAUAUAGGUACACUAUAAUUAUAAUAUUCAUUCGGUCGACGCUCCUCAACUCCGACGGUCGCAGCAAAAUGAAGUGGGCAGUCUUUGUGAUUGUAAUCAUCGGAGUUGUCAAUGCAGAUGUUAAAUCAGCCUUUCGGGACUCGAAAAUUGUUCCAGAUAUUAUUUUAAACGCACCAACGGAAGAAAUAGAAGUAAAAUAUGGCGACAAAGAAGUGAAAUUUGGAAAUGAAUUAAAGCCAACUAACACCAGAGAAAUUCCAGAAGUUCAUUACAAACAUGAGGGAGGUGUUUUAUACACUCUUGUUUUAACAGAUCCUGACAUCCCAGUGCGCGGAUAUAAUCGCGAGUGGCAGCACUGGCUGGUAGGAAACAUCCCCGAGGACAAGGUAGCCAAAGGCGAGGUCCUUACCGAGUACGUCGGCCCAGCGCCACCGAUGAAGUCCGGUAAGCAUCGGUACGUCUUCCUGCUCUACAAACAGAACCAAGGCGCGAUAACUUUCGACGAGCGCCGCAUUGGGAACCGCGACAAGCGUCGGAACCGAUUUUCCAUCAGGAAGUUCGCAGACAAAUACAAUCUCGAGGGACCUAUUGCCGGAAACUACUUUAUUGCUCAGUUCGAUGACGCCGUCCCUUUGAUCCACAAGCAGUUGAGCAUUUAGUAAUCAUUAAUUAAUCAAUUAAAUCAUAAGUUUAAAUCAACAUUGAGAAAUUGGUUUUAUUAUCGAUACAAAAUCAUUAAGACAAUUUACUUUUUUGGUAUUAUGGCAUUAUUCAUUAUUUAAAUACUUAAUAUUAUUAUUAUUAAAUACCUAUGUUCAUUCUUCGAUAAUAAUUAUUAUACUGAUUAAGAUUAAUUAAUAAAUUAGUUAUAAAUAUAUAUAAUAUAUAUAUUAUGUAUCACUUAUACGAUUUAUCACCAUACUAUUAAAUACAAUUAAAAUGUUACUUAAGAACCCUCGAGAAAAAAAUAUAUGUUGAUAAAAAAAUUGAUUUUUUGGAUUAAAUAUUGGAGAUAUGAAAAUAUUAGAAGUUGAACAUUUUUUAUAGGAAAUUUAAUUCUUUAGAAAAAAGAUUCUUUUCAUUUUUUUCGUAUUUUAUUUUUUUUUGUCAGAAUUUGAAUUAGAAGUUCUGAGAAAAAUUUUUGAAGAAAUCUAACGCAAAGUUUAUUUGUUUAAGUUUAGAAUCAAAAUUUUAGGUUGGAUUUAGAAAAUACAAGAAAAUUAUAUAAGACAAUUUGUACGGGAAAUUUAAUUUUCUACAGAGAAAUGUCUAGUUAAAUUUUCCGUAUUUUUAAACGUUUUGCCAAAUUUUUGAUUUAAAGUCUUGAUAGUCUAUAGUUGGACUAAAAGUCCUUAAAAAUUAUAAUUUAUUUUAAAAAAAUAAUAAAUGAUAGGAUUUGAGUCCUGAUUUUUUGUGAGGACCUAGGAGACACUAUUUUGAGAUAAGUUUUGAAAAUAUUAGAAAAAUCGGACGAGUAUGUUAGGAGUUAUAGUCAUUGCAAAAUUAAGAUACGCCCAAAGCUCGGAAGGAAAAUUUUAAUUGAGAUUUGUGGAUUAAAUAUUCAAAAAAAAGGAAAAAUUAUAAGAAACAUUUUUCAUAGGAGGUUCGAUUGUCUGCAAAAAAAAUUCUUAUAAAUUUUUUUCUAUCUCUAACCAUUCAGCUAAAAUAUCUAUUUUUUCUGUACUUCAACAUAUAUUUUUUCCAUGUGGAUAAAAAAAUGAACAAAGUGACUUUUUCUUUAAAACUAAACUUGUUAAUUUAUUGCCACAUAAAUAAACCCUUUGAAUUAUAAUGCUCUCCUUAUUCUCUCAACUUAUAAUUGCAACUUUUACGAGCGACCUAACAAAACUUUUAAAUAACUUCUACAUACAACUUGCGUCUCCAUUCGAAUAUAAAAUAAUAAAUUCAUAAUUAUUAUUAUUAUUUUUUUUUCUGUUCUGAGUCAACAUUCUUAUCAUUUCUUCAUUUAUUUUUAUUGAUAACUUAUUUGAAUAAUUGAAUAAAAUUAUCCACACGUUCUGAUCCUGUUUUACAGAAUGACUAGAAUAAUUUACUUCAAUAACUAAUUAAUAAAUAAUUAAUUACCCACUAGUUAUUAUUGAGCGUGUGCGUUAAAUGUUUGUUAUAUGCAAAAAAUUUUUUUUUUAUCUUUUAUACUAGCGAAAAUAUCAUUAUUAUUAUUAUAUUUUUCUUUUUUUUUUUUUUACCACGAUCAAUUCCAUCUUAGUGGCUAGUGUUUAUAAUAAUUAAUUACUUUGUUUUUUAUAGCUAUUUUUAGUUACUAAAUUAGCCCAUAUCGCGUUAUCAAUUUUGUAAGCAUUAGAAAAAUUUAGCGUGGUGCUUGAUAGUGACCGGGGGAUGCUGAUUUUUU